AAAAAAAUGGACAAAUUGUAUAUUGGCAUACGAGCUGAAGAUAAAUCAUAUAUGGAAAGAAGAACACCUAUUCCCCCACAUGAUUGCAAGUAUAUAAUGGAAAAAGUAAGUUAAUUUAAAAUAUUGUAAGCAUAAUCGAAUUUAAAUAGUUGUGUAGCCUUCUACUAAGAGAAUAUUUACAGAUGAUCAAUACAUAAAGGUGGGAUGCUUAGUUUAAGAAGAUUUAUCAAUAUGCAGAGCAAUAAUUUGUAUAAAAGAAAUUCCGCUAGAUAAAUAUAUUGAAGGAAUGACUUAUUUAAAUUGGUCACAUACUUUAGAAGCAGAACCAUACAAUAUGCCAGCAUUGGAUGUGAUGCUUAAGAAAAAUAUUAGGCAUUUAGAGUAUGAACGAAUUUAUGAUGAUAACGUAAACAAAAAAAUAUAUUAGAUUAGGGUGUUAACAUAACUUCAUUUCCUUAUGCAGGGAUAUCAGGAAUUAUCACAUUCUUGAAUGAAUAUGGUAAGUAUUUACUAAAAAGAGAUAUGAAUACUCCAUUCUUGUAAAUAGGUCCAACAUUUCAAUAUUAUAAUAAAAAAGAUGCUUAUGAAGCCUUAUAAAAGGCAGGUUAAGCAAUUAAAGAGAGAGGUCUUCCUAAUAAGUUAGGGUUGCCAUUAAUUAUUGGAGUUAUGGGUUCAACAGGAUCAUGUGGAAAAGGCUCAUUAGAAGCUUUGUCACAACUUUAAAUUACUUUGGUCAAUCCAGAAGAUUUAAAAGAUUUAGUUAGCAAUCCAAAUGAUAGAAAACACAAAAAUACUAUAUAUGUUUGUCCUUUUAAAACUACACAUCUUGUUAGACAUAAACAUGAUUUGUAUAAAGAAUUCACAUCUUAAGAUUAUUAUGAAAAUCCACUAGAAUAUGAACCAAUUUUCCACUUUAAAUACUUACCAUAUCUAACUAUUCUCGUUAAUGAUAUUUAUUGGGNUUAUAAAAUAUUUCCUUUCAAUCAGAUGAAGCUGUAAUGGGUUAAUGUUAACAAAAAGCUGAGUUUGUAAAAUUUAGAAUUAUGA
This is a messenger RNA of Paramecium sonneborni, 1047 nucleotides long. Lineage: Eukaryota; Ciliophora; Oligohymenophorea; Peniculida; Parameciidae. The record is from the annotation of a GenBank genome assembly.